CAACCUCCGGCUCCCAUUAUUUCAAAGCUUGUAUUCCCCCUCCCUAAUAAACACAAAAUUAGAAGAAAGAAAUCAAAGGGAUCCCAAAUCACAAUCACUUUUUUUCUUCACUGUUACGAAAGAAAUCAUACUGAACGGCAGAGAAGAACAAGAAGAAAAAGCAGUAGCGAAUCCUCUGCAGUGGGUCAUCUCAUUGGGUCCCCGAGCUGUUUUCUAUCUUCAACACUUCAAAGACUAACGGCUUCUCCUUCUUCGCCUGAAUUUGGAGUCAAAAUUUCGUUUACGCAGCCAUGGCUUCCGCUCCGAUGAGGAUUGUCUUCGGUCUCCUAACCUUCGUCACCGUCGGCAUGAUCAUCGGUGCUUUGUUACAACUAGCAUUUAUAAGAAGGCUGGAGGACUCUAUUGGCACGGAGUUUCUAUCUGCUGGAAGGUUACAUAAAACUCAGUAUGAUAGUCAACGUCAAUUAUCCCGAGGCCUUCCUAAUUGGAUCAAUGACAAAGAAGCAGAAAUUCUUCGGCUUGGCUAUGUUAAACCAGAAGUAGUAAGCUGGUCACCACGAAUCAUUGUAUUGCAUAAUUUUUUGAGCACAGAGGAGUGCGACUACCUUAAGGCAAUAGCACUUCCUCGCCUUGAAAUUUCCACUGUCGUGGAUACAAAAACCGGGAAGGGAGUUAAGAGUGAUUUCAGAACGAGCUCUGGAAUGUUUUUAAGUCAUCAAGAGAAAAAUUAUCCGAUGGUCCAGGCAAUUGAAAAAAGAAUUUCUGUCUAUUCUCAAAUACCAGUAGAAAAUGGAGAGCUCAUUCAAGUGUUAAGGUACGAGAAGAAUCAAUUUUACAAGCCUCAUCAUGACUACUUUUCUGAUACUUUUAACUUGAAGCGUGGAGGUCAGCGUAUAGCAACCAUGCUUAUGUAUCUAAGUGAAAACAUUGAAGGAGGAGAAACCUACUUUCCUAAGGCUGGUUCUGGUGAGUGUAGUUGUGGUGGGAAGACCGUUCCAGGACUGUCAGUUAAGCCAGCCAAAGGAGAUGCAGUGCUUUUCUGGAGCAUGGGCUUGGAUGGACAAUCAGAUCCAAAUAGCAUUCAUGGAGGGUGUGAAGUACUGUCAGGGGAAAAAUGGUCUGCCACAAAAUGGAUGAGGCAAAAGAGUACUCUGGUACCAUAAUUCAAACUUUCUAGUUCCAUUGUAUUGUAUAUCAGCAUUGAAUAUUUUACAUAUCAACUAAUAAAUCUAUUGAGAAAGAGAGAGAGAGAGAGAGAAAUGGAGAGAGCCUAAUUUAGAUAGCAUAUUAACAUAAUAACAAUUACAGUGAAUAAGUUUAUUUAAGGAAUAAUACAAUACAGCUGCAGCUGCAUCUGAUGUUAUUUCCCCUACUGUCAUGUCAGCUGAGCCUAUUGUUUCUUUUCUUUUUUUGGGUCAAGUGUGGGAAUUCUCUAAA
Messenger RNA from Benincasa hispida (wax gourd), 1437 nucleotides. RefSeq names its product prolyl 4-hydroxylase 1. The record is from RefSeq and is a predicted model, not a curated record. NCBI's taxonomy places the organism in Eukaryota, Viridiplantae, Streptophyta, Magnoliopsida, Cucurbitales, Cucurbitaceae. Gene Ontology annotation, molecular function: L-ascorbic acid binding; iron ion binding; procollagen-proline 4-dioxygenase activity. Gene Ontology annotation, cellular component: endoplasmic reticulum. Gene Ontology annotation, biological process: peptidyl-proline hydroxylation to 4-hydroxy-L-proline.